GGAGGCGGCUGAGGCGCGGCGGCUGUGGCCCAGGGCACCUCCCCCCGGCUUCCCGAACCCUGCCCCGUCUGACCCGAGGGGGAGGAUGGAAGCGCCAGCCGCGCUCUGAGCCCCGCAGGAAAAGAACACCCUUCCCGCCACAUCACCCCAGGGUCCUGCGGAGGCCACCGCCUCGUCCCCUCCACGUCUCCAUCUCCCAGAGCGGGGCCGAGUGGAAAAGUGAGCGAUGGCAGAAAACCUGAGGAAACUGGUCUCGAGCGAACCUUUACGACUGAUGCACGACAAGCUAGAGUGCUGGCUGAGGGAGUACAACACAAACACAUGUGAUCAAAAUCUUAAUCAUUGCCUUGAGCUCAUCGAACAAAUUUCCAAAGUUCAAGGACAGCUCUUUAGGAUCCUCACUACGGCAGCCCAAGAAGGUGGACAUUAUGAUGGUGUGGAAAUAAUCAAAUCGCGCCUUCUGCCUUGGCUGGAGGCCUCCUUUACUGCUGCUUCCCUGGGAAAACCUGUUGACAGCAAGGUCCCCUCUCUACAGGACACAUUUGAUAAGGAGAGACAUAAAGAGGCUGGUGUUCGGGAUCGGGACAUGCAACAAUUAGACUCUGAGUUGACUUUGACUCAUAAUCAACUCAACCAGGUUCAAGACGAUCUGGCUGAAACUGAAAAGACUCUUGAAGAAACCAAGAACAGAUCGGCCAUAUCCCUUUUGGCUGCAGAGGAGGAAAUAAAUCAGCUAAGAAAGCAGCUUAAAUCUCUUCAAGUCCAGGAGGAAUCCCGCCACCGAAACGUAGAACAUAGAAGUGUGGAGCAUCGGUGUACGGAGCCUAGAACCUCAGAGCCGAGGACCUCUGAGCAGAGGAGGUUGGACCAGCGGGGCAUUGACAAGUGGGGCGUAGAGCAGCGGACUGAAGUGAUUUCUGAUUAUGAGAAACAGCUCCGAACGCUAAAGGACGAGAUAGCUGUUUUGUCUGCUGAAAAAUCUGUGCUUCAAGGAAGGUCCGCCCGGAGCCGGACUCCCAGCCCUGGCCCUCGCAGCCACAGCCGCAGCCGCAGCCGCUCCACCAGCCCCGCCACCGCGGUCGUAAAGAUCAGGAGCCCGUCCCCGAAUCGCGCCAAAAUGUCCAAUGUGGCGCGCAAGGCUGCCCUCCUGUCCCGGUUCAGCGACGCCUACUCCCAGGCCCGGCUGGAUGCGCAGUCCCUGCUGCGGCGCUGCAUCGACAAAGCCGAGACCGUGCAGCGCGUAAUCUACGUCGCCGCAGUGGAGGCAUUCCAUGUAGCUAAAAUGGCAUUCAGGCAUUUCAAGAUCCGCGUGAGGAAAUCGUUGACACCAUCUCUCGCGGGGUCGAGUAACUUUGAGGAUGCCGUCUUGGAUUAUAUCAUUUGUCAUCUCGAUCUAUAUGAUUCCCAAAGCAGUGUUAACGAUGUGAUCCGAGCCAUGAAUGUCAAUCCCAAGAUUUCAUUUCCUCCUGAAGUUGACUUUUGCCUCCUCAGUGACUUCAUCCAGGAGAUAUGUUGCAUUGCCUUUGCCAUGCAGGCUUUAGACCCACCCCUAGAUAUUGCAUUUGGGGCAGAUGGAGAAAUUUUUAAUGAUUGCAAGUACCAUCGCAGCUAUGACUCUGAUUUCACUGCUCCCUUGGUCCUCUAUCACGUGUGGCCUGCUCUCAUGGAGAAUGACUGUGUCAUUAUGAAGGGAGAAGCUGUCACCAAGAGAGGGGCUUUUUGGAAUUCAGUUCGAUCUGUAAGUCGAUGUCGAAGCAGGAGUUUAAGUCCCAUCUGCCCCCGUAGCCGUAUUGGUUUAAGCACGAUAUCUCGAAGCCGGAGCCCUUCUCCAAUAAGAUGUGGAUUGCCGAGGUUUUAAAGCCAGCAGACAUGUCCCUUUGCUACAGUACAUCUGCCCCAGCUAACUUCCCCAGAGCCUGUCUCCUGUGCCUGCCUCAGAACUCACUUAAGAUAAUGUGAAAACGCAAUUCUGUGUAUCACUCCACACGGAGAGUUAAAUGUUUUGGCUUAGCGUGUUUGUAACCUCAGAUAUAUUGCAUUUUAUUUUAUUCUAUUAUAUUUUAUAGAUACAAAUUCCAUUACUUUGAUAAAAACAAUUGCAUAGGUGUUUAGGAUCAUAUUCAUUGGAAGCAAAGUCCUUCAGGGUUUUCAUCCUCAAAUACUAGGCUCUUUUAUGGCAACUGUAGAAACUUAAGUGGAAGAUCUUUACCAUGUGGAGUUCAAAAGAUAGAGUCAGUUUAGCUUACAGAUGGAUCAUAAAUAUUAUAAUUGCUGGUAUUAGCUUAGAGCUUGAAAACAAUAUCGAGUGUUAUAAUUUUCUUGUUUGGAAGACAGCCCUAAUCCCAGGCUGGGGAACUUGUCCUGGUAGCAGUGACUUCAGGCUACACGUAGAUGGUGUUGAUUUCAGAGAAUAGAGUUCACUGGCUUGCUUCUCUUUUCCUGCUUUGAGAAUGCCCUGUUUGGUUUAGUUGGGUACCAAUGCCAAAGCUACUUACCUGACAGAAUGUUCCUGCUUCAUAAAUGCACAGAAGUGAUUUGGCUAGAAGCCAGCUUUGAGAGAAAUGGUAAUUACCUUGUGUUUAUCUUGUGGGAAUGUUUCAUACAGUUUUAAUGUACAUGUUACAUAUAGAAGCGAUCUGGACAUGUGCUUUAUCUAUUCCAUCUGGUUGUUUGCAAAUUCAGACCUCCUAAGAACUGCAUCUGACUAAAAAUACCUAAAUGCGGGGCUUAAAACUAGGGGUACCAUUUAUUGAUUUUAAAUUGAGUGAAUAUACCUUGAUUUCUUGACUGUGAAGGACUAUUGAAAAAGUUCAAAUUCUAAUGGAAUGUAGCUUUCCCAAGAUAAGUAAUGUUUUGUCUGUUCCCCCCCCCACCACCACUUAAAAUGGUCUUAAACACAAGCCUCACAAAUGACUGCUUUCUCUGUGUGCCUUUUGGAGAGAAACUCUGAAUUGGCCACAGCUUUGUCUGCAUAAACUCAGUGCCCAAACUAGCACCUAGUGCUUUGUAGGUGAAAAAACAAAACAAAACAAACAAACAAACCCAAAGCAAAAACUUCUCUAAACCAUCUUAUCCCAGUAGUGCAAUUGCUGGGUCAUAGAGUAGCUUUAUUUUUAAUUUUUUGAGACAUCUCCACAGUAUUU
Messenger RNA from Leptonychotes weddellii (Weddell seal), 3143 nucleotides. It is a transcript of the gene SPATA18, whose product is annotated as spermatogenesis associated 18. Gene Ontology annotation, biological process: mitochondrial protein catabolic process; mitophagy by internal vacuole formation. Lineage: Eukaryota; Metazoa; Chordata; Mammalia; Carnivora; Phocidae. Gene Ontology annotation, cellular component: mitochondrial outer membrane. The record is from RefSeq and is a predicted model, not a curated record.